Branchiostoma floridae (Florida lancelet) is the source of this 1303-nucleotide messenger RNA. RefSeq names its product RING finger protein 215-like. Gene Ontology annotation, molecular function: ubiquitin protein ligase activity. The record is from RefSeq and is a predicted model, not a curated record. Gene Ontology annotation, biological process: ubiquitin-dependent protein catabolic process. Lineage: Eukaryota; Metazoa; Chordata; Leptocardii; Amphioxiformes; Branchiostomatidae.
GUGUGCUUACAUCAUCACAACAAUCAUGGCCGACCUGGGCUGGAUUUUGAUCCAGUUCUGUAUCCUUUUCUUCAGAUUUCCAAAAUCAAAGAAAGUCAGACCGCUGAUUUUUGUGGUGGUCGCUUUAACGCUACCUUCUGCAGCUCUGGGCGAUAGGACGGCGUAUGUCGAGGUCUCAGUGGGCAGAAAUUCAGCGGAGAAAGACGGACAGAGUGCAGAUCCAGUCCAGGUCAAGGGGGAAUUCGCCGGCAUCGGAGCUGUCAAAAACGCUGAGGGAGAUUUACACGAGGUCCCUCCCUGUGAUGAAGAUGAGGAUGAGGAUGAGCUGAUGUCCUCGUGGGGGCGUGGCUGGAUAGGGACUCUCCAUGUGGAGGAGAACCUGACUUCUCAGUGUGGGGGAGGGGCAACCCUUGUGGACAGGGUGAAGAAGGCCAUGUUGCUGGGUGCCUCUGCAAUCCUGAUCCUGGCUUUUAACCCACAACUAGUGAAGGAGCUGGACAUCUCCCAGUUGUUUACCCAUCCUGUAGUAAUACUCCGAGGUGCAGAAAACAUCACCAAAGUCCUGACAGCUCUUACUGGUGGAGGAAAAGUCAGAGCAAAGGUGGUGCACGAGAAAGCCUUCCAUGAAGCCAUGACAGCGCUCCAGAGACUGGCAUCUGAUGCCCUGUCCAGAAUGCGGGUGAAAAGAUACAAACACUUCCACAGAAGGAGGCAUGAUGGGGAGAAGGAGAAGGAUGCGUGUGCCGUCUGUCUGGACCACUUUUACCCAGGACAGGCUGUGAGAGUUCUACCAUGUUGCCAUGAAUUUCAUCGGAAGUGUGUAGAUUCCUGGCUCAUUAAAAAGCGGACCUGUCCUUUGUGUACUUUUAAUAUAUUAGAUAAACAGGAAGGCUCCUGCCUACUGGAAAACUGAUACCAUAUCGUCUUAGGAACCUCAGCAAUGUCUCUUUUGUUUUUUCAAAUUUGAUGUAGGGAUAGUGUGGAUGCUAAGGUCAUACAAGAUUAAAUGUUUCCAAACCAGGACCUGGCCAGGAUGUUUGUGGGAUUGAAAAAUGAAAGUGUAUAUCAAGAAAUACACACAAAUUAUGCUCAUGACUAAUCCUUUUUAUGUUUUGAGUGUUUUGUUGCAUUUUAUGUAACAUUAUACUCUUCAUUCCCACAAUUGCAGCCUGACUGGUCAGAUGCUGAUGUUUGAAGUAUGACCCUGGCUGUUGUUACGAAGAAUGAUCUUUGAAGUACUAAUUACAACUUGAAUGUAAGUUCAUCUGUGACGGUACAAUGUAGUUAACAUAAUGAUACAAUC